This is a messenger RNA of Nasonia vitripennis (jewel wasp), 1239 nucleotides long. RefSeq lists its product as uncharacterized. The transcript has 2 exons. The record is from RefSeq and is a predicted model, not a curated record. NCBI's taxonomy places the organism in Eukaryota, Metazoa, Arthropoda, Insecta, Hymenoptera, Pteromalidae. The coding region runs from base 257 to 1186 and encodes 309 amino acids.
UUACACAGACAAAUGUUUCAUCAAAGUAAUGUAUUCUUUAGACGUCGUCUAUAUCUACUUUAUUUUCACUAUUUCGGAAUUGUAUUUAACAUUUUUAAACAUUAACUACAUUUAGAAAAGAAAAAAAUAAUAAAAUCAAUCCACUGUACAUAACAAAAGUACUCAACAAUUACAUAUAAGAAAAGAAAGAAAUAAAAAGUAUCAAGGUAAAAUAAAACAAAAAACUUUAGCCAACAUAAUACCAUGUACAUCUGCAAUGGAGACACAAAAUCUACAACAUUUAUUAUCUCAACAGAAUUUGAAUAAAAACCAUACCGACUCUACAACAGUUGCAAACACAAAUAAUUUGUCAAGAAGUAAUGAUGCUGCAUGCGGUCAACAAGAAACGAGACAAAUAUUAUCUACAUCUUCAUAUACAGGCCCUUUUAGAUUGUACCAACAACGUAAUAUUUAUGCACAGCCGCAGGCAAACUUGUAUAAUUACACAGACAUUCCAAUGAUGCCUCCAGGAAACUGUCUCUUUCACUCUCUAAUAAAGAUUCUUGAUCUACAAAUUUCACCUACGGACCUGCGACGACAACUAAGAGAAUCACCAUUUUUGCGAUCUUGUGGAGACCCUCUUUUCACAAGCCAGAUAUUGCAUAGCGAUACUGAAUAUGGAGACAUGGAUUACUUAUACCUUUUUUCGAGAGUUUAUAAUCAAAACAUAUGCGUUCAUCUGCAAUAUACUGACAUUAGAACUAACACUGAAACAUUAACUUUUUGCCACUAUAACGUUACUGACUCACUAAAUUUUAUGCACCUACAUCUACAAAAUUUACAUUUUACGCUAUAUAUCACAGUACAAGAUGUUAUUACACAGAAUAUAAUAAAUGCUAGUGUCUACUGUGAAAACCAUGGGAAUGACAUGAGUGAUGAAGUUUGCCAUGAAAAUGAUAUUUUUGCAAUUCCUGAUCUUUCGAUUCAGAGUUAUACAAAUUAUUAUAAACAUGCACAAGGACAUCUACAUUUUUAUAAAAUUUUUACAAAAAAUACAUUUGGAAUAUCGUAUGCUGUAUGUGACAGGCUGUGGUGGAACAACGAUUUAAAAACAACUUCUGAAAUACACAAUGAUAUUUUGGAAAAGAUCUUGCCGGUAAUGUAUUUAGCACAGAAUAUUGGAACGAAGUUCCUUUUUUAUUUUUAAUUGCUAUUCAAACAUUUAUGAUGAUUGAUUUUAUAAUUUUUAUUUCAGCUUUG